UAAAUAAAAAUUAGUAGAAGUAGCACACAUGUCUCUCUCUCUCUCUCUCUCUCUCUCUCUCUCCAUUUAUGUUGUUUUCUUCUCUCUCAUCAACCACUGACCUCUCUGCACAGACCAAAUGGAUUCAUGGGUUUGAAUCCAGAAUCAAAUCAGAGCUUUUAGGGUUCUAUCCACUCUUCUCAACCCCACAAAAGUAAACUCGGGGAUUGAGACAUUGAUUAGUUCCCUGAGUAAGUUGAGAAUAAUGCCAACGAAAUCCAAAGAUGAAGAUCGGAAGCAAGAGAAUGGAGCACAUAUAAUAUCAGCGUCAACAGCCUACUCCCAGCCUUGGUGGCGUGGCAAUGGAAACCAUGUCAUGCCUUCUUCAAUGGAACACAUUACUGGUGCUUCCACGAUGGGAGUUAUCCCCUCCCAAGCUAACGGUGAUGGUGGCAAUAAAGAAUCACAUGCUGCUGCUGCCCAGCAAUCUGGCUGGAAUGGUCAUAGUGUGCGAGAACAGCAGCACCUCAAGCAUGUUCCUUCUAUGACACCACCAGCUAUGGGGGAGCAUCUUGAACCAAACUCCCAAAUGGAACUUGUUGGUCACUCGAUUGUGUUGACCUCAUAUCCAUAUUCCGAGCCACAUUAUGGGGGUUUAAUGGCAUACGGGGCACAGGUUCAUCCUCAUUUACUUGGUCUCCAGCAGACUAGAAUGCCUCUUCCCCUUGAAAUGGAAGAGGAGCCUGUUUACGUGAAUGCAAAGCAAUAUCAUGGAAUUUUGCGGCGAAGGCAAACACGAGCUAAGCUGGAGCUGGAAAAGAAAGUAAUAAAAGAUAGAAAGCCGUAUCUUCAUGAAUCUCGACACCAACAUGCUAUGAGAAGGGCAAGGGGUUGUGGAGGACGUUUUCUUAACACGAAGAAGCAAGAUGAUAACGGCACCAAUUCUUCAUCAGAAAAGGAGCCUAAGUCUGGCGGAACCAUUUCGACACAAUCUGCCAACUCAUCGGGCUCCGACCGCCGGCCCUUGAACUCUAGUGGAAAUUCAAAGGGGCACACGUUUCAAGACAUGCACAACGGACAUGCUUCCUCAAAUGGCAGUAUGAACGGUAAUGGCUUCCGCCAUCCUUAAUACGGGGGAGCUCUCUCCUCAGGCAAAUCAUUCUUGGCUUUGGUUACUUUGUGUUUUGGAAAGGGGUGAAUCGAGGGAAGAGAUAGUAUCGUAUGCGUUCUCUUUUCCAAAGCUCACCCCGUUUGUAAAUGAAGCUGUGUAACAAUAGUAGUUUGAAUUUGAAAUCUUUCAACAAUCAAACAAUCUGAGUGUGUUUGAAAUGUGUGGAGACCCUUUUUGUUUGAUGCAAGAAUUGACUGUACGUCCCACUAUAAUCUUCCGUGUUUAGUGUUUACGAAGCUUUGCUCCGGCUUUAAUUGGGCUCCA
Molecule: messenger RNA, 1414 nt
Organism: Rhododendron vialii
Lineage: Eukaryota; Viridiplantae; Streptophyta; Magnoliopsida; Ericales; Ericaceae
Product: nuclear transcription factor Y subunit A-4-like
Exons: 6
Coding region: 245-1108 (287 amino acids)
Biological process (GO): regulation of transcription by RNA polymerase II
Cellular component (GO): CCAAT-binding factor complex
Molecular function (GO): DNA-binding transcription factor activity, RNA polymerase II-specific; RNA polymerase II cis-regulatory region sequence-specific DNA binding
Source: RefSeq, a predicted model, not a curated record